This is a messenger RNA of Protopterus annectens (West African lungfish), 3289 nucleotides long. RefSeq names its product polypeptide N-acetylgalactosaminyltransferase 1 (gene GALNT1). Gene Ontology annotation, cellular component: Golgi apparatus. The transcript is spliced from 12 exons. The coding region runs from base 326 to 1999 and encodes 557 amino acids. NCBI's taxonomy places the organism in Eukaryota, Metazoa, Chordata, Ceratodontiformes, Protopteridae. The record is from RefSeq and is a predicted model, not a curated record.
CCUGGGCGAAACGAGUCAAAGUGGGUGGAUCAUGGGCGGUUCAUUGAGUAGCAGUGGCAGAAAUAAAAAAAAUAUGAAGGGCGGUAUUACUAGGACCUUCCAGCGGCCGUUUACUCUCUGCAGCUCUGCGAGACUAAUGUAGAGUUCAACAUGGUUACCAGUAACGGAGAGGAAGAAACGGAGAACAUUAGAAACAAUUGAAUGUGGGAAUUCCGAUGUCAGCAUCACUGUUAUGAAGUGCGGCAUUCAAACGAUCCAGGAGUUCUCCUUGGGUAAGGCUGUUGUACGACGGACCCAAGUCUCAUUCUAGCCAUCCCAAAGUGCCAUGAGAAAGUUUGCGUACUGUAAGGUGGUCCUGGCCACCUCUUUGGUCUGGGUCCUGUUGGAUAUGUUCCUGCUGCUGUACUUCAGUGAAUGUAACAAAUGUGAAGAGAAGAAGGAGCGAGGCUUACCUGAUGGAGGAGAUGUAGUACACAAGCCUCAAGAAGGUCCAGGAGAAAUGGGAAAGCCAGUCUUGAUCCCCAAAGAAAAUCAAGAAAAAAUGAAAGAAAUGUUUAAAGUUAAUCAGUUUAAUUUAAUGGCAAGUGAUAUGAUAGCACUCAACAGAUCUUUACCAGAUGUCAGGUUGGAAGGGUGCAAAACAAAAGUUUAUCCUGAUGACAUGCCCCGGACAAGUGUGGUGAUAGUGUUUCAUAAUGAAGCCUGGAGUACGCUUCUCCGUACGGUACACAGUGUGAUAAAUCGAUCUCCGCGACAUCUGUUAGAGGAGAUUGUUCUGGUAGAUGAUGCUAGUGAAAGGGAUUUCUUGAAAAGACAACUUGAACAGUAUGUGAAGAAAUUAGAAGUGCCUAUCCGGGUGAUUAGGAUGGAACAACGUUCUGGACUCAUAAGAGCCAGACUGAGGGGUGCAGCAGCUUCCAAGGGACAGGUCAUCACUUUCUUAGAUGCCCACUGUGAAUGCACUAUGGGAUGGCUAGAACCAUUACUGGCACGGAUCAAACUGGACAGGAGAACUGUUGUGUGCCCAAUAAUAGAUGUAAUUAGCGAUGACACAUUUGAGUAUAUGGCUGGAUCUGAUAUGACAUAUGGAGGUUUUAACUGGAAACUGAAUUUCCGUUGGUAUCCAGUACCUCAAAGAGAAAUGGACAGAAGAAAAGGUGAUAGGACACUACCUGUACGGACACCUACAAUGGCAGGCGGUCUCUUCUCAAUUGACAGAGACUACUUUCAAGAAAUAGGAACUUAUGAUGCUGGUAUGGACAUCUGGGGAGGAGAAAACCUUGAAAUAUCUUUCAGAAUAUGGCAGUGUGGCGGCGUGUUGGAAAUUGUCACAUGCUCACAUGUUGGACAUGUAUUUCGUAAAGCUACCCCUUACACAUUCCCUGGUGGCACUGGACAGAUAAUAAACAAGAACAACAGGAGAUUGGCUGAGGUUUGGAUGGAUGAGUUCAAGAACUUUUUCUAUAUCAUAUCACCUGGUGUAACAAAGGUGGAAUAUGGAGAUGUUUCCCCUCGAAUGUCCCUAAGACAGAAAUUACAGUGCAAGCCCUUUUCUUGGUACUUGGAGAACGUGUAUCCAGAUUCACAAAUUCCACGCCAUUACUACUCCUUAGGAGAGAUCCGAAAUGUCGAUACCAACCAAUGUCUUGACAAUAUGGCUAGGAAAGAAAAUGAGAAAGUGGGAAUCUUUAAUUGUCACGGCAUGGGUGGCAACCAGGUGUUUUCUUACACUGCCAACAAAGAAAUUCGAACAGAUGAUUUAUGUUUAGAUGUUUCCAAACUCAAUGGGCCUGUUAUGAUGCUCAAGUGCCAUCAUCUCAAGGGCAAUCAGCUCUGGGAGUACGAUCCUGUGAAGCUGACCUUGAUACAUGUAAACAGUAACCAGUGCUUGGAUAAAGCUACAGAAGAAGACAACCAGGUGCCAUCCAUAAGAGACUGCAGUGGAAGCCGCUCUCAGCAGUGGCUUCUUCGUAAUGUCACCCUCCCAGAAAUAUUUUAAGUUGUUUAAAACCAGGACCGACUGGGCUACCUCGGCACAAUUUUCUGCCACAAUCCCCUUAAAAUAAGGAAAUUUAAUGAAAUAGCUCUACGGUGUCCCAGCUCCAGGAACUAUGGGCUCCGUCCUGAAGGACUUGUUUAAUUAUUGGGGACAGGAGCGUUGUGCACAAUUUUGAAACAACAGACUUUGAAAUGAAACUGCACUCACUGAUGUUUACAAGCUUGAAAAGUCUGGUAUCAUUUUACAAGAUGUUUGGCAGAUUGAUACAUAAUCAAUACAAUAUGCUCUCUGGAGAGCAACAUAUCAUCAUAGGCUUGCACAUCAGUAUCUUUGUCUGGAAGUGCUAUCGCAUUAACGAGGUCUGUGGAACUUAUUUGUUGUUCUUGGUUAGUUUUGACUACCAGCACAGUUAUCAGUCUAGAAGAUGCAGAGUGAGAAGCUGGACAAUUGCAAUGGCUUCUGUUUAAACAAAACAAAAAAAAAAGGUUUUCAUAUGAGAAAACAUAUUUAAACAGGGUUUAAAUGACAGUACAAUUUAAAAAAAAAAGAAUUUGUUAUAGUAAAUAUAAAUUUUUAUGUGGCUUUUAUACCUCGGUGGGGAAAAGUAACCAGUUCUAAAAUACAUUCUCUAACUUUUUCAGUUGUAUUUCACACAAAAUGGUUUUGAGUUCAUGUAUUUGUUUUUUUGUUUUUGUUUUUUUACCAAACUUGGUAGUUUUGCAGCCAUUGUAAACUAGGAACUGCACUUACCUGACUGUCACUGUCCUGUUUACUUUUUUGUUUUGUUUAUUUUGGAUUUUUUUAACUCUGCUGUUGUGUUUGGGCUGAUGGAGCCUGCAGUAUGUUAUAUUCUUGGUAGAAAAAAAGAACAUUUGUCUUAACACUGCUAAAAAGCUGUUGUUUUACCCAAGAUUGCCAUUACAGUCAGCAAGCUAGCUUCUGAACAUCAGUGUUGAUUAAAAUGGUAAUGGUGGCAUAUUUGAUUUGGUAAAUUAUCUUGUCUGAUUCAUCUUGGAGCCUGUGGCUCCAACUACUGUACUAUGGAUUUAUUUUCAUAGCAAUAAAUCUUUGUUUCUUUCCUGAACAACCUGCUCUCGUCACAAUACCUUUUAGGUAACAAGGUGGUGGACACCCUUAAGUUUUAUUCAGAGAGAGAGAGAGAAACAAAACUAAAACCUUUUCACUCCAUCAUUAGACCUGCUUCUUUGUCAGUUUGCAUAUUUAGACUAGGUUCUGAAAAUGUAAUUGAUCAGCUAUGUUUUUCUAAUAAAAAAACAAAAGGAAAACACA